Aspergillus melleus is the source of this 1789-nucleotide messenger RNA. RefSeq lists its product as uncharacterized. The record is from RefSeq and is a predicted model, not a curated record. Bases 1 to 1731 code for a protein of 576 amino acids. NCBI's taxonomy places the organism in Eukaryota, Fungi, Ascomycota, Eurotiomycetes, Eurotiales, Aspergillaceae. The transcript has 3 exons. Gene Ontology annotation, biological process: secondary metabolic process. Gene Ontology annotation, molecular function: CoA-ligase activity.
AUGAUUUCCUCAAUGCCUCCCAUCUUCCACGAUGUGGUCAGUUUUGCUCUAGACGCUCGAGCAGACUAUGACCCAUCAGAUCCCCUCUUCAUUGAUGCUCAGGAUCCAGGUCGAUACCUGAAUGGACUGCAAUUUCCUCGACUUGUCCGUACCAUCAUAGCUGGUCUCAAAGCGCAUGGUGUUGGAAAAGGUGACUGCGUUGUUGUCCACACGGGGAAUAAUGUUCUAUACACAGCCCUCUUCCUCGCCAUUAUCGGAACUGGUGGGAUUUACAUGGGAUCAAACCCUCACAGUUCCGUAGACGAGUUCAAUCGCGUCGUCCAGCUAUCGAAACCGCGGCUUAUUAUUACCGAAGAAGACGCUCUCUCUACUGUACUCACCGUCUCCAGCAAGAACAACAUUCCAUCUCAUAACAUUUUCAUUAUCAAUGAUGCAAGCAUCGACGCCACCAUUGCCUUCACUCACGGACAAGGUCAACUCCCUGUCCAAUCACCUGACACUCAAUCCCCACCAAGCAUCGUCUCCUUUCUCUCUCACCAAACCGCUGAUCAUGUCCUGAUCACCGACCUUGAGACCGCAAAAUCUACACCAGCAGCUCUAUACCUCACUAGCGGCACGACCGGCCUUCCAAAGGCCGCCGUCCUUACCCAUGCGGCGCUCAUUGCCCGCCACCACGCAAUCCUCUACACCCCUCCCUACAAAAUCACGCGGCUUGUGUGCCUACCCAUUUUUCACGUCUUUACUUCACUUUGGACACAUCUGUUCCCCGUUCGAUAUGGCCACCCGCUCUACAUCCUGCGGGGAUUCCAGUUACCCGUCUUCCUGGACACCGUGAAGCGGUACCAGAUUAGCGAAACGUACCUCGUGCCUGUCGUGGUGCACGCAUUGAACCAGGCUCCUGCCUCGCUGGACGUUAUUCCAUCGCUAUCUUCACUCCGAUAUAUCGGGCUCUCCGGUGCCCCUAUCGAUCGAGACUCCAUGACUGCAUUCCAGGAUAUCCUGCACCCGAAUGCCUGUGCCGGCCAAGUCUGGGGAAUGACGGAAUGCGGCGUUGUAAUUCAGAAUCAAUACCCCGAAACUGGGAGACUGGGACAAGGGGAUCUAGGUAGCAUUGGGCGUGUUUUACCUGGGUACGAGGCUAAACUGGUCCCCACCACUACUGAUGGUGGCUCCACCGACGAGAGGCCGAACAAAGACACGAUCGAGGGACAGAGGGUAUCUGGACAACUGCUUGUUCGCGGUCCGGGUCUUCUUAGUGAGUAUCUAGGUCAAGGAGAGUCCGUGGUCGAUGACCGUGGCUGGUUCAGUACCGGGGAUGUCGCAUAUGUGAAUGACCACGGUGAGUACGUGAUUGUGGGUAGGACAAAGGAGUUGAUUAAAGUGAGAGGUUACCAAGUGUCUCCUGCGGAAAUCGAAGCCGUGCUGCUCAAGCACCCGCUUAUCACCGAUAUUGCCGUCAUGGGAAUUACCCUUGCUGAUGGCAGUACUGAGGCACCUCGUGCUUAUGUUGUGCGGACCGGAGGCACGAAAGGUAAACUGACGGCAGAGGAGGUGUUUGACUUUGUGCAGCAGCGGUUGGCAAGCUAUAAAGUGCUGGAUGGAGGUGUGUAUUUUGUCGAGCGCAUCCCCCGAACAGUAAAUGGCAAAUUGCAGAGAGGAAAGCUAGCUGAGUUGAACAAACAGAGAGAGCUGCUGGCAGGACUGUUGGGAAAGCUGAAAAUGGGCAAGUAGAUAGCGAUAACUACUAGAGUGUUGGAUCUUGAUCCAUAUGUUGUUGUUAAUAGUAUUG